Messenger RNA from Physeter macrocephalus (sperm whale), 2314 nucleotides. RefSeq names its product lysosomal alpha-mannosidase. The transcript is spliced from 19 exons. Lineage: Eukaryota; Metazoa; Chordata; Mammalia; Artiodactyla; Physeteridae. Gene Ontology annotation, biological process: mannose metabolic process. The coding region runs from base 1 to 2184 and encodes 727 amino acids. Gene Ontology annotation, cellular component: lysosome. Gene Ontology annotation, molecular function: alpha-mannosidase activity; carbohydrate binding. The record is from RefSeq and is a predicted model, not a curated record.
AUGAACGAGGAAGAGGACCAGCAGUUGGUCAUUCUUCGUGAGUGGGACAUGAUAGUCACACAGGGCCAGGGCCAGCACUACCGCACCAACCACACUGUGAUGACCAUGGGCUCAGACUUCCAAUAUGAGAAUGCCAACAUGUGGUUCAAGAACCUUGACAAGCUCAUCCAGCUGGUCAACGCCCAGCAACAGGCCAACGGGAGCCGCGUCAAUGUUCUCUACUCCACUCCAGCCUGUUAUCUCUGGCAGCUGAACAAGGCCAACCUCACCUGGUCGCUGAAAGAGGAUGACUUCUUCCCCUACGCCGACGGCCCCCACAUGUUCUGGACCGGUUACUUUUCCAGCCGGCCUGCUCUCAAACGCUAUGAGCGCCUCAGCUACAACUUCCUGCAGGUGUGCAACCAGCUGGAGGCGCUGGCGGGUCCAGCAGCCAACGUGGGACCCUAUGGUUCCGGAGACAGUGCACCCCUCAAUGAAGCGAUGGCCGUGCUCCAGCACCACGAUGCGGUCAGCGGCACCUCCCGCCAGCACGUGGCCAAUGACUACGCUCGCCAACUUGCAGAAGGCUGGGGGCCCUGCGAGGUUCUCCUGAGCAAUGCGCUGGCGCGUCUCAGUGGUUCCAAGGAGGACUUCAUGUUCUGUCGCAAGCUCAACGUCAGCGUUUGCCCGCCCACCCAGACCUCGGAAAGCUUCCAGGUGACCAUUUAUAACCCCUUGGGGAGGAAAGUGGAUUGGAUGGUGCGGCUGCCUGUCAGCAAACACGUUUUCCUCGUGAGGGACCCCAGUGGCACAGUUGUGCCUAGCGAUGUGGUGAUGAUUCCCAGCUCAGACAGUCAGGAGCUGCUUUUCUCAGCCUCAGUGCCUGCCUUGGGCUUCAGCAUCUACUCAGUAACCCAGGUGCCUGGCCAAAGCCCCCAGGCCCACAUCCACCAUCCCAGAUCCCAGAAGCCCUGGUCUCGUGUCUUGGUCAUCCAGAAUGAGUACAUCCGGGCUAGGUUUGACCCUGAUUCAGGGCUCUUGAUGGAGUUGGAGAACCUAGACCAGAACCUCCGGCUGCCUGUUCACCAAGCCUUCUACUGGUACAACGCCAGUACAGGCAACAGUCUAAGCUCCCAGGUCUCAGGUGCCUACAUCUUCAGACCCAACCGGCAGGAACCACUGCUUGUGAGCCACUGGGCUCAAACCCACCUUGUGAAGACAGCCUUGGUGCAGGAAGUGCACCAGAACUUCUCAGCCUGGUGUUCCCAGGUGGUUCGUCUGUACCCGGGACAGCGGCACCUGGAGCUGGAGUGGACGGUGGGGCCAAUACCUGUGGGUGAUGGCUGGGGGAAGGAGGUCAUCAGUCGCUUUGACACUGUGCUGGAGACAGACGGACUCUUCUACACUGACAGCAAUGGCCGGGAGAUCCUGGAGAGGAGGCGGGAUUAUCGACUCACCUGGAAGCUGAACCAGACUGAGCCAGUGGCGGGAAACUACUAUCCAGUUAACAGUCGCAUUUACAUCACGGAUGGGAACGUGCAGCUGACUGUGUUGACUGACCGCUCCCAGGGGGGCAGUAGCCUGAGUGACGGCUCCUUAGAGCUCAUGGUGCACAGAAGGCUGCUAAAAGACGAUGCACGCGGAGUAGGGGAGCCGUUGCUGGAGGAGGGGUCAGGGCUUUGGGUGCGAGGGCGCCACCUCGUGCUGCUGGACAAGGCCCGGACCGCGGCCGCUGGGCACCGGUUGCAGGCGGAGAAGGAAGUCCUGGCCCCGCAGGUGGUGCUGGCCCGAGGUGGUGGCGCCCCUUACCGCCUCGAGGUCGCCCCUCGCACGCAGUUUUCGGGGCUGCGCCGAGAGCUACCACCUUCUGUGCAUCUACUAACAUUGGCCCGCUGGGGCCCGGAGACGCUGCUGCUUCGCCUAGAGCACCAGUUCGCCGUAGGGGAGGACUCGGGCCGCAACCUGAGCUCUCCGGUGACCUUGGACUUGACGGACCUGUUCUCCGCCUUCACCAUCACCGACCUGCGGGAGACCACGCUGGCGGCCAGCCAGCUCCGGUCCCACGCCUCCAGGCUCCAGUGGACACCAAACACGGGCCCCACACCCCAUCCUUCUCCUUCCCGGCUGGUCUCCACCACCAUCACGCUACAACCCAUGGAAAUCCGCACCUUCUUGGCCUCAGUGCAAUGGGAAGAGGAUGGCUAGACCUGGUGGAGGCAAGACUCCCCCAGAGCCUGAGCCUGCUCCUCCAGGCGCGGGGCAAACUCUCCCCCUUCUUCUCUUGCUGCUGCUGCUACCACCAAGGAAAGCCAUUAAAAUGCCACUAACAAGAAAA